Molecule: messenger RNA, 729 nt
Organism: Ilyonectria robusta
Lineage: Eukaryota; Fungi; Ascomycota; Sordariomycetes; Hypocreales; Nectriaceae
Exons: 1
Coding region: 1-729 (242 amino acids)
Source: RefSeq, a predicted model, not a curated record
AUGAUACCCUCCGUUCGACUGUUUGCGGCUUCCGCUUUGCUCACCAACACCUUGUCCCUGGUCAAGGCAGUAGCCAACCCCAUCAACAUCCCAAGUCCAAUGCUCCAGCCAGCCUUUCCCGCUUGUGAGCAGUUCCACCUCGCCAUUGCAGGAGAAGACUGCAACUCCAUCAUUGCUUCGGCUCAGCUCGACUGGUACGAGUUCUUCCGUAUCAACCCUGCCAUCGGUGGCGAACAAUGCUGCACUACGAAGAUCCUCGCCGAUACGUGGUAUUGUGUCAAAGCUCGAGGCUCUGGCGAUGCCGCUCCAUCGGCCACUCAUGAGCCUGAGCCUAAGCUAACAAAGACAUCCGGGGAACCCAAAAGUACGACAAAGUCUACAAAGACAAUGACGACAAAGACCAAAAACCCCGAGAUCACCAAAGCCCCCGUGCCCAACUACAACGAAUGCCGAUUUGGCGACUGCUGGUACGCCUUUGGCGAGUUGAGCAGAGGCAACGACGAGAACCGCGCCGAGGCCUCUAGCAUGUGCAGCAGGGUCUUUGCAGAAGGAUGCAAGGAAGACUGGGACUGGCCUGGCAAGGUGGGCAGACUCUGCAACGGUUGCAAGGAGUUCAGCUCGGCCUGCCCCUGCUUCCUCGCAGGACACUACCACACCAGGUCCAACAACGCCUUGUACACACGGAAGGGCCAGCAGGGCGACAGUGAUUUCCUGCCAUCCGAUGACUGA